AUGACAGCGAGGCCACCCGAGUUCGACGACACGACCAGUAGCUGGAGCCCUUACCGUGUUCGUUUGGAGGCCUUUUUCGAAGGCCACGCCAUCACAGAUGAAGGAAAACGACGUGCGCUUCUGGUGUCGGCACUGAGUGACAACGUUGAUCGCGUGCUUCAGGGGCAAUGCCAGUCGGAAUCGGUGAACAGCCUGAGCUUUGAGGCCGUCGUACAACACCUGGACAACUACUUCGAUCCGCAAGCAAAUGAGAUUGCCGCCAGCUACGCUAUCUUUAUGCGAAGCCAAGCGGAAGGCGAAAAGGUACGGGACUACGUCACCGAUCUGAGACGCCUUGCUAAGGAUUGCAAUUUCUACAAGUUCCUGGACCGCAUGUUGCGGGAUCGGAUUGUGUGCGGGAUCCGGGAUGAAGAAGCACGACGACAUUUGCUGUCGCAAAAGAAGUUAAACCUGGCGGAGGCACAGGCAUUUGCGAUAGCAGCGGAAACAGCCGAAACAAAUGUCCGGGCAAUGCAAAAAAGCAGCUUCAACGACAACGGUGCUGCCAAUUUCGUACAGAGGCUCAGGAGGAAUCCGCGGAAAUCUGGACACGGGCCUGGCUCCAGGACCGAGUCUACACAAUGCGGGAGAUGCGGCUCGAACCACGCUUCGGAAGUGUGCAGACACAAGAAAGCGACGUGUCACAAGUGCGGCAGAAAGGGACACCUGGCAAGGAUGUGCUCCAGCGGUCGCGGUAACUCCUCGGGGACGUACGCGGUGAAAGGACCAGACGGAAGUCAAGAAGAACAAAUGAUGUACGCUUUGGUAGCUCACAGCUGUGGUAGCAACGACUCCGUACGACCGUUCGAAAAAGAUUUUGUCUGGGAAGGCCGGAGGUUACACAUGCUGGUUGAUACAGGGUCGGCUAUCAGCGUCAUUCCGAAGAGAGUUUUCAAGAGCCAUCGGCAGUGGUGGCCGGCGCUGGAGAAUACUUCACUGCGCCUAUCGUGCUUCCUGGGGCCGCUGCCUCUCCAAGGCCGAAUGACCGUGAAAGUCAAAUGCGGCAACGCGCAAGCUCGCUGGUUGUAG
Dermacentor silvarum is the source of this 1068-nucleotide messenger RNA. RefSeq lists its product as uncharacterized. Gene Ontology annotation, biological process: proteolysis. The coding region runs from base 1 to 1068 and encodes 355 amino acids. The transcript has a single exon. Gene Ontology annotation, molecular function: aspartic-type endopeptidase activity; zinc ion binding; nucleic acid binding. The record is from RefSeq and is a predicted model, not a curated record. Lineage: Eukaryota; Metazoa; Arthropoda; Arachnida; Ixodida; Ixodidae.